CCACUCCGUACAACCACAGCUACCAGACCUGGGAAAGCCACUGUUCGGCCAUUCCCAAACCCUAUGCCACAGCUUUUCCCUUUCCCACUUUACAUUUCCCAUUUCCAGUUAUUUUUGGUUAUUCCAGCAUCCCCGUUAUUCCCAUGCCCUCCACUCUCAGUCCCCGCUACGAGGAAUCGCAGUCAGCCGUGGCAUAGCUGAGUCAACAUUGACCCUAGCUAUGUCUCGCCUCAUUCGCCUUUCGUGAUACUCCGCAGUCGUACGAGCCGAUACAAAAAUCAGGAAUGUCCCUCGCUGAGGGUCGUGUGCGUUAAUCCCCCUCUGAAGCUCUGCACAUGGCGUCCUACGAGUCAUCGACAUGACCGUGGACCUGGCGGUCACUGCGACAAUUCAGUCAGCGGACAUACCUCUCUGGAUCACCGCCGAAUAUCUGAUGGAGAAUCGCGACCGUCCAGCUAAGAUAGCCAUCCUCUUCGUCGGAAUCCUCACAAUCGUCAUCCUCUCACUGCGUUUUAUUUCACGAUGGAGCGUGAGACGUCUGGGCAUUGAUGAUGCUUUUGCGGCCCUAUCUCUACUCCUCCAAAUCGCGUUUAUCGUUCUUGCCGAAUUCCUCAUCGACAUAGGGACAGGGAGACAUCUCCAGUACAUCGAAUAUGUAAUGACGCCAAGCCAAACUGAGAAGAGCGAAGUGUUGGAUUUCUCUGCCCACCUUAUCUACACAACCGCUCUGUUCUUUUGCCGACUCUCAGGCCUCGCCUUUUAUCGUCGGCUCUGUGAGCUCCAUGGCCGGUUGUCUCUAGCGAUCAAAUGCGCUCUGGUGCUCCUUACCGCAGCCUACCUGCCACAGAUGUGCCUCAUCAUCUUCCACUGCAAACCAGUAACGGGGCUGUGGCCCUAUCCGUGGGAGCUGAGGUCAGGGGACUACGUCUGCCUAAGAUGGGGGCUGGUCUACACUGUCAAUUCCGGCCUUUCUCUCCUUUGUGACAUUUUCAUGUUCGCGAUUCCUGUCGGCCUGAUACGUACUAUUUCGCUUCCCCCUAGUAGGAAGCUUCAUUUGUACCUUGUUCUUCUGCCCGGAGUGCUUGUCAUUAUAAUAUCAACUGUUCGUGUCUACCUCGUGGUAGAAGGGGAGUGGAGCCCGGACAGCUCAUGGGAUUACGAUCCCAUGCUCGCAAUAGAAAACGCCGAGAUCGGUGGGACGCUCAUUGCCCUCUCCAUUCCCGGAUUGAAGCCCCUCAUCGAUAAAGUGUACAGCGGAUUACGUCGCAGUCGUCCGCCCAAUUUCAUCAUCAGCCCCUCGGUCGUUUUCGCCUCGGAUAUCUCUAAGAGCACUACUAUAGUCGGUAGCAACGCCCUCCCACCGAAUCGCGCCUCUUGGCUAGGAGUGGGCGCGGCGGAUUACGGCCUUUACGAAGUCAACAUGGAGGCUACAAAUAAGAUCCACGAAGUCCCUGCCCGCGUGAACCCGCAGAACCCGUGAAGAAAAGAAGCGAUAUGCUGAGAAGAAAAGACGGCUUACUCACCAAUAACUGUAGUCAUGCUCCGGAGGAUCAGCCCCUACUGAGUCGCAUACGAGUUGCAGAACCACUACUACUCGAGGAAUUGGGAGAGCAAGCCUCCGGCGUG
Messenger RNA from Amorphotheca resinae ATCC 22711, 1626 nucleotides. RefSeq lists its product as hypothetical. NCBI's taxonomy places the organism in Eukaryota, Fungi, Ascomycota, Leotiomycetes, Helotiales, Amorphothecaceae. The record is from RefSeq and is a predicted model, not a curated record. The transcript is spliced from 3 exons. Bases 359 to 1480 code for a protein of 373 amino acids.